Branchiostoma belcheri (Belcher's lancelet) is the source of this 1250-nucleotide messenger RNA. Its product is annotated as 5-methyltetrahydropteroyltriglutamate--homocysteine methyltransferase-like. The record is from RefSeq and is a predicted model, not a curated record. Lineage: Eukaryota; Metazoa; Chordata; Leptocardii; Amphioxiformes; Branchiostomatidae. The transcript is spliced from 7 exons. Gene Ontology annotation, molecular function: 5-methyltetrahydropteroyltriglutamate-homocysteine S-methyltransferase activity; zinc ion binding. Bases 108 to 1175 code for a protein of 355 amino acids.
GCGAAAAUUUUGUGUAAUUCGUAAUCACUGCCCCCCAUGCAGGCCCUCUCCUAAAUUGCUUUCCCCCUUUCUAUAGCUAUAAAGGUACAGGUGGAAUUGUCUCUACAAUGUUGACGACCGUGGUCGGCAGUUACCCUAAACCGGACUACCUGCGGAUUCCGGACUGGUUCACGGACGCUAACCUGGCCAAAGGUUACAAGUACACUCCAGCUGACUACAACGAGUUCCAGAGGGCCGCUGACAAGGAAGAUCUAGAGAAGCAGAUCACACGCGCGAUCCGGGAGGUGAUCCAGGAACAGAUCGACAUCGGGAUCGACGUGAUCACAGACGGCGAGCUGCGUAGAGAGAACUACAUCUACCAUUUCUGUCGUCAGUUGGAGGGUUUCAGUUUUGAGGAGUUGGAGAAAGUGACUUACAGGAACGGGGCUACUACCGGAUACUUCCCUACUGUGGUGUCAGAGGUCAGACCACGUAAAGACCAGCCGAUUGUUGUAGAGGAAUGGAGGGCGUCCCAGGGUCUAACCCAACAUCCGGUCAAAAUCACCAUACCUGGACCCAUGACCAUCAUAGGAACUACUAAAAACCGCUUUUACAAAGACCGACGCGAGUUGAGCGAGGCCCUGGUAUCGGUGAUCAACCGCGAGGUGCGCGCCCUAGCGGCCGCAGGGUGUAAGUACAUCCAGAUCGACGAACCCGUCAUGAUGCGGGAACCAGACAUCGCCGAGGAUUAUGGGAUAGAACACGUUUCAAGGUGCUUUGAGGGUCUUCCUCCAGAGGUGACCAAGGUUGUACAUGCCUGCUGUGGAUAUCCGCUUUACCUGGACCAAGAAGACUACCUGAAGGCGGACAGAUCGCUGUACGGAAGGUUGGCGGGCAAACUGGACAGCGCUGGUUUCGACCGACUGUCCAUAGAAGACGCGCACUGCCCCACAGACCUGUCGUUCCUGUCCAAGUUCAGCCGGACCACCGUGGUGCUGGGGGUGGUGGCCAUAGCCCGCAGCAGGGUGGAGACCGUGGAGGAGAUCCGGGGACGGGUUCGGGAGGCCCUGCGCUUCCUGCCGCCACACAGACUGGUGCUGGCCCCCGACUGUGGACUCGGCUUCCUGUCCAGGGACGUGCUCAGGGACAAGCUCACCAACAUGGUCGCAGCGGCAAGGACAUUUCCCGAGGCAUAAAGACCAUUUUUGUUAGUCUACAAAUUUGAAGGAAGAUUUUUUACCUCCGGGGAAGGAGAUAUCCUUCCGCGAGGA